CUCAAUUUUAAAAUGUCAUUCAAAAAUAUCAUUCCUUUGAACUGUUCCGAUCAUGUACAUUACGAAAUUUUCUAAGAAAGUAAAAAAAAAUCAAUUGCAUUUCGUUUAAUUUGACGUUGAAUUACUUUUGAAACUUGACAUUCGUGCCUGAAAAAAUGUCCGCCGACAAGCUGUAUCCAUAUGGAUUGCCUCUCAGCCAUCGAAGUUUAAGUCUUCCAACUGAAUAUGAUUACCAUCAAGCAAUGGCACAGCAUGCAGCUGCAGUUUCUGCUGGUAAUAGCAGUGGUAUACAUCCUGCAAUGGCCCAAAUUCCUAUGAUGCCCACUGGCUUAAAUCUUAGUAUGAAUUCUGGAAACCAUUCAUUGCAAAGUUCAAUGCAAUCAAAUGUUGGAAACUCUCAUCAUAUGAGCCAUGUUGGCAAUACUUCUGGAGGUGGAAAAACUAAAACAAAGAAGCUUAAAGUGAACAAAGAUGGUGUACCUGCUCCAAAACGUGCCACUACUGCUUACAUUAAUUUUACGCAGUGGUAUAGAGAAGAACAAAAGCGAAAUGGACGACAAAUACCAAAAAUUGGAGAAUUUGGGAAGGAAUGUGCUGGAAAAUGGAACAAUAUGUCAGGUGAAGAGAAGCAACCGUUUUUGGAGGUUGCUGCAAGAGACAGGGAAAGAUACAGAAAAGAGAUGGCUAUAUUCAAACCUGCUCGCGACGUCAAUAAGCCAAAAAGACCCGGUACAGCUUUUAUGCUCUUUAUGGCUGAUUUGCGUAAGGAGAUGGCAGGCAAAGAACCAGAAGGGGGCGUUGCUGCUCUUGCAAAGUUAGGAGGAGAACGUUGGAGAUCAAUGACAGAUGAAGAAAAGCGGAAAUAUGUAGAAAAACAGAAUGAGGAGAAGAUCAGAUAUGAAGCUAAUAUGGAAGAUUAUCGUAAAAAGCAAAGUAUUGAAACAAUGACUUUGGUAAAACCUCCUAUUGAUGAACCUUCUAAUGAUAGUUCUGGUAGCUUGGAAUUACCAAGUGUUGCUACUACUUCACAGAUACCACAAUUGUCACAAGCUGGAUCCAAUUCAGGCUCUUCAUGUCCUUCACCAAUUGAAGCUCCCACACCUGCAUCAUUGUCCAACAGCACCUCACCACCGCCUCCUACUUUAAGUCCUGGUCCUAUUGAUGCUUCUACCACUGAUAGUCCUAAUAGUUCUAUAGCUGCGCUUUCAUCCAUUGCUAAUCCAAUGUCUCUCUCUCAUGCUAUGGCAAUGGGGUAUGCUGCUCAGCAUACACUUUCCAAUUUUGCUCAUGCAAAUGGAAUGUUAAUGCAUAAUCCAAAUUAUAAUCAGGUUCAGACAACUAUGUCAUCAUCCAAUUACCUCUCUUCAUCCAGUCCUAAUUAUAAUCAGGCUCAUAUGCAAGGGCCUUACAGUUGGAAUUGA
This is a messenger RNA of Uloborus diversus, 1421 nucleotides long. RefSeq names its product high mobility group protein DSP1-like. Gene Ontology annotation, molecular function: DNA binding, bending. The record is from RefSeq and is a predicted model, not a curated record. Lineage: Eukaryota; Metazoa; Arthropoda; Arachnida; Araneae; Uloboridae. The transcript has 6 exons. Gene Ontology annotation, biological process: regulation of transcription by RNA polymerase II. The coding region runs from base 156 to 1421 and encodes 421 amino acids.